CUCCUUACGGGUCCGCCGGGAACGGGUAAAACACUGUUAGCCAAAGCGACGGCCGGCGAGGCGAACGUUCCCUUCAUUACGGUCAGCGGUUCCGAGUUUUUGGAGAUGUUUGUCGGGGUGGGGCCCUCCCGGGUGCGCGACAUGUUCGCCAUGGCCCGCAAGAACGCCCCCUGCAUUCUGUUCAUCGACGAGAUCGACGCUGUGGGCCGCAAACGAGGGGGCCGUUCGUUUGGGGGGCACUCCGAACAGGAGAACACACUGAACCAGUUGUUGGUGGAAAUGGAUGGCUUCAACACCACGACUAAUGUGGUGGUAUUGGCCGCCACUAACAGAUCCGAUAUACUCGAUCAGGCGCUGCUCAGGCCCGGAAGGUUUGACCGCCAGAUAUUCGUGCCGCCGCCCGAUAUCAAGGGUCGGGCGUCCAUUUUUAAGGUACACCUCCAGCCCCUGAAGACCGAGUUGGAUAGA
Messenger RNA from Oppiella nova, 468 nucleotides. Lineage: Eukaryota; Metazoa; Arthropoda; Arachnida; Sarcoptiformes; Oppiidae. The record is from the annotation of a GenBank genome assembly.